AAUGCUCUCGAGUCUGUUUCCUGGGCCUAGAACCAGUACUUGGUGUCUUUGGGGGAGAUCUAAAGAACGCUCCCACGGUGGGCAUCGAACCCGUGACCUCCCGGUUGCUAGGCGGACACCAUAUCCAUUACACCACGGCGACCUUGAAAAGUGGGGAUGAUUGUUCAUAUAAAAAUGUAAGCAUUGAUUUGGCCCUGGAAAAUAAGUCUAAAUGAAGAAAAUGAACAGUUGAAAGGAUCCGUAACUGAACUGAAAAAAAGCAAAACUUGGAAAAAACAAUAAUGAAAAUGAAAGAAACCAUUACUACUCAGAAAACUCUUAUACAAUAUUUUGAAAAGAGAAUCAAAAUGAAAGACAAAACUUUGAAAAGAAUCAGGUUGCAGCACUCUCGUAAUGUUGCAAAAAUAAACAAGCUAAACUAAGAAAUAGGGCAAAUGACAGAACAGAUUGAUGAUGUAAGAAGUAAUAAUGCAAGGCUUGAAACUGAUUUGGCAAAUAAAGAACGAGAACAGCAGGCAAAAAAUGAAAGAGUGUCAAACAUGGAAGAAGAGCGUGAUUGGCUGGCAGAUAUGCUGAAUGAGUCACAGUCAGUUAGUUUUUAUGACAGCAUUGAGGGAAAAUACAGUUAUGAAUUAAGGCAAUGUAUAUACACUCUUUUGUCUUUGAAUGUAAGUGCUCAAAAUGUUGAACAUGUCAUAAAAUGUGUUUUGAAAAUAGUUGGAAAGCAGUGUGAAAAAUUACCUGCAAGAUCUACUGUUUUAAAUAUGAAUGUUGAGCGUCUUAUUCUGUCUCAAAUGCAGUUAGGUGAAGUGAUGCCAGAGAAAACAAAUUUGAGUUGCCUGGAGGGAUACUCAAAGAAAAUGAUACAUUUUGGGUUAUGGCAAUCUGAGGAGUAGGUUGCGAGUGCCCUUAACGAAAUAACAAAAAAAACUGAAAAGCUUGAUGCCCUGAAGGCCCAGCUAAACUUCAGACGACAUAUCUUAAAGCAGAACCCAGAGGAUAUAACGUGUUAUUUACUGUCUGUUGGUAAACGCAAAUUAACUAUCAAAGAAGUCAAAGCGAAUGUGAAAAAGCUCGUGAAUCAUGCUUUCACCAUUCAACAACCAGAAGGCAGCAACUCUGAACAGCCAAUCCUUACACGAAAAAGAGUUCAACACAGUUUUGAAGAAGAUAGAAAAUCCAAGAGGUUUUAGGGGCAAAGUAAUAUCUCAGGUUCCUGGUUAUCCUGAAUAUUAUAACAUCAUAUACGACGGUGACACGGCUGUGUAUGUCUUCAAGUUGCUGGAGGACUACAGCAAGGGUGACCUGAAGAUUCUAAAACAAUAAGAAUAUCCUAUUCCUAAGCCUUUCUUAAAUAGACGAUAAAAUAUAUCAACAGACACACAAGGAUAUGGCUACGCCAAAUAAAAAAGCAUGUAAAACUGAUAUUCGGAGGUAUUGUAUAUCCAUACCCGGAAAAAAUUCGGGUACGGAAACGAAACAAGACGUUAAAGAUAGUGAGUAUAUUAACAGAAGUGAUGAACGUGAUAGUGGUCAUGCAUAUGACAGUAAUCAUGACGUUGAAGGUGUCAACAGAAGGGAAGAACGUGAAUGCAGUGGUGCGGACGAUGGUAAUCAUGGCGUUGAUGAUGGAAAUAGAAGUGAUGAACGUGAAGGCAGUGAUGCGGGUGAUGGUAAUCAUGACGUUGAAGGUCGUAAAAGAAGGGAAGAACGUGAAUGCAGUGGUGCGGAUGAUGGUAAUCAUGACGUUGAUGAUGGAAAUAGAAGUGAUGAACGUGAAGGCAGUGAUGCGGGUGAUGGUAAUCAUGAUGUUGAAGAUGGUAUAAGAAGGGAUGAAGGUGAAUGCAGUGAUGCGAAUGAUAGUAAUCAUGACGUUGAAGAUGGUAUAAUAAGGGAUGAACUUGAACGCAGUGAUGCAGAUGACGGUAAUCAUGACCAUGAUGGAAGUGGUGACGUUGAAAAUAGUGAUGAUAAUGCUGAAGGUAAUGGUCCUGGUGACAUAAUAGGAGAGAUUUUAAAUUUUGUGUCGAUAUACAAAAUUAUGAAUUGUCGAUUCACAGGAUUAGAAAGCGUCCGUGACAUGCAAUCGUUAAAGAAAGCAAUUAUAGAAACGUUAACAAAAUCCCAUAAUCUUUCAUAUAAAGAUCAUUCAUGUCAUGAGUUCGGAGAAUUCAAUGUAGAAUGGUUUUGUCACAGUACAAAGAAUACAUUCAAUUCAAAUUCUGUUAAGAUAUCGAAAGAACUUACAGGAUCAGAACAAUCUAAGAUUCCAGGAGACAGAAAAUCAGGAAAUGUUCAGGCAUUUUACAGAUUAAAAAACAGACAACCAGAGAUUUUCUUAUUGUGCGAUGGAUCAACAUACCAAUUUAUUCUACAUCUUGCAGAUCCUGAAUUUAGAACUAACUGUGCAAAACAUUAUAUAGACGAGAACAAUGUUCUAAAAAUUGAGAGGUACAGCUUGGCUGGAGCUGAUCUCUCAACAAAUACACUUUUCAAGGCCAAACAAUCCAUUCAUAACAUCCAACUGGAACAGUAUAUUGCCGGUAUAACCAGUGAUAUUAGGAAAGAUACACAAUUAUGGCAACUAUUAGUUAAAGUUAGUGGCAAACAAUCUAGCAUAGGAAUAGGCUUUGGACUUAAUAAUGUGUGUAUUAGAAUGAGAAUGGGGUUAACUACAUCAGCAGCUGUUUUGAAAACAAUUUCUAGCGAAUUAGAAAACAUUCCGAAAACCGAAGGGCCUUUGGUUCAAGCAUUUGAAUACGUUAAAAGAGUAAAAGACACAUCCAAAAUGGCAGAUCUGAGCAAACUUAUGUGCAAAAAGUUUUUAGAGACUAUCAAAAAUGGAAUCAUUGAUGACUUGUAUCUAAGUCAUCGCUUCUUUCAUGAUUUUCAAAAUUCGUCUUCGUUCACUCUUAAACAUGGAUUAAAGACAUUAAAGGAAUGGCGUUCUGUUCCUACAAUGCACGACGUCAUUACCAAACUUAAACGCCAUUUUUCAGAGAGUUUAUGCUUGGAACCUAUUGUUGGUAGUGAUUCCAGACUUGGGCAUUUGUUGGAAAAUAAUGCUAUCAAACUGUCUUUCACCACACCAGAUAAAAUCAAAGCUGAGCCCAUUCAAAAUUUCAUACAUGGGUGCGUAGUAGACGGCGACACCAUGUACUAUAGACUGUCAAACAAGUGGUUUAAAUUUCACAGUUCAUUCUUUUUUAAUAUCGACAGAAAUUUUAGCAUUCUUGUAGAAAACUGUCACUUUCAGGACGAUGAAAAAGAUAUUCUUUCCAAAAUUCUCAAGUUUCCAUGGCAAUAUAAAUCUGAUAUUGAUGUAGAAAAACACUGCAAGAUCCUAAACAUGAACAAUGAAGAGUUGAAACGUCUGUUGGAAAUGUUAUGUAAAAAAAUAAACAUCGUCAUAAACGACGAGGUCUGUUUGACUGAGAAAAGCUAUGUGAUUCCUGGCAUAGCCAAACUUUGCAAAGAUUACAAGAAAAAAAAAGAACAAGAAAAAAAAAAAGAAAAAAAGAAGAAAUCUUUAGAUCCUUCUCUCAAAACUUCAACAACUGAAAAACCGGAUGGAGUCAAGAAAAAGAAAUCACAAAGAAAAGAAGAAUCAGCUCGUAAAAUUUUAUGGGCGUGUAGAUCUGGCGUUUCUGCAACACCUACAAUGCAACAAUUGCUCAAAAAGCCUGUGCAAGUGUGUGAUCGAACAAAUGACACAUUUACUGUCCUGAAUCCAGUGUUACAUGAAGAGUUGUUGUCUGAAGUUGUAAGUAAUUUUCCAAAUUUGGAUCUGAAAGAAAACGAUAUUUUAUGUUUCUUAAAAUGUAUGAUGCCACUUAAGGAAGGAGAUUUCAAUGAGCUGUUUCUUUUUUGUGAACAACCGGGAUACGUUGUUUUUCCCGGUGACAGAAUUCUUUCGAAUAACGUAGAGUUGUUUGAUAUUGUUAUUCAUGAAGAAAAAACAAAGAAGACAUUCUUGAUACACACUAAAGAUGAAUUAAAUCACACCACAAGAGAAUCAUGUGCACAGAUACGAAAUUCAGCCGAAUUGAUGUGGCAUGAUCUCGAACGAGGUCAUAACGAACAUCUGUCGCUUUGGUGGGAACAUGCAACGAAAACUAAGAGUAAGGAUGUAUACAGACAGUUGCUUAAAAAGAAGCUCGAAGGUAUAGGCAAAAAAGACUUUUUAAAAAUGUUUUCAAACGAAAUCACUGUUGUAUUUGUGCUUGCCUUCAGAUCUUCCAACAUGAAGCCAUGCCUGUCCUUUGAAUUUCGACCUAUCAAAGCCAAUGACUUUGCUGGAUUGAAACCUAAUGACAACAAAGUGUUUGACAUAUUGGUUGAAAACGAAUAUGUUACAGAAACUGGGUUUCUGACAGACAGGCUACAAAUACUAACUCAGGCGAAAUUUAUCACAGAAUGUAAACAACGGACAAUUCUGACGGAAUAUUCUGAGGACGAAAAAAAAGAUAUUUACAACAAACUUAAAGAGAUUGGAAUGUGCAACCUUUCGACGAUUGCUAAAUUGGAACUUCUCACUCUUGAUAGUACAUUUAACAGAUUUCAAAAAGGUUCACGGAAAUAUUUUGAAUUACGACUUCUGGAACUGGAGUCCUCAUAAAAAAUUAUGUGAGUUUUAUGUCACUAAAUGAACUGAGAAAUUAAUAUUUGUUUGUAUUGUAAGCUAAUGCAUCCCUCAAGGAAUUUUUGAGCAAUUUAUGUCCAGGGAGUUUCUUAUCUUAUGCAUGACAAAACAGUACUGAACGUAUAUCAUAUUCAUUAUGUUGGCAAACUACCCCAUGUAUAUAUAGAGAAAUUGAGUGCUUUUCAGUGAUUCUGUGCUGACACGGGAGUGCUUUUCGGUGGACUAAAAAUACUAUUGUGCUUUAUUAGUCCCCUACCGGAGACUAUAUGGUUUGCGCUCUGCUCUGUCUGUCAGUCUGUCUGUCACACUUUUCUGGAUCCUGUGAAAUCUUUAAAAGUUCUUCAUAUUUUUUCAUGAAACUUGAAACAUAAGCAGAUGGCAAUAUGGAGAUUAUGCACGUCAUUUCAUUUUGUGCCUACGUCAAGAAUUGUGGUUGCUAUGGAAACAAAUAGACUAGAAAUUUUGCUGAAAAUGGUGGAUCCUGCAAUAACUUACAAAGUUCUUCAGAUUUUUUCAUGAAACUUGAAACAUGGACAGAUGGCAAUAUGGUAUGUAGGGGACUAAUAUUGAUUGGCAAUAGUCUUGUUAACCAGGUUUUCCGAAGGAAAAAACUGGUUAUUAGAUUGGCGAAUGUCGGCGGGCUGGUGGAACAAGCUUGUCUGGGCCAUAAAUAUGUCGUUCAUUGUGAGAUUUUUUUAAAUCAUUUGGUACAUUUGUUCACCAUCAUUCGACGGUGUGUCGCGCGAAAGAAUUAUGUCGAUAUCUCCAAGGUCAAGAUCACACUGAGUUGAAAGGUCAAAAAUGGCCAUAAAUGAGCUUGUCUGGGCCAUAACUACGUGUAUGUCGUUGAAUGUGAGAUUUUAAAAUCAUGUACCAUAUUUGUUCACCAUCAUUGGACGGUGUGUCGCGCGAAAGAAUUAUGCCCAUAUCUCCAAGGUCAAGGUCACACUUUGAGUUCAAAGGUCAAAAAUGGCCAUAAAUGAGCUUGUCUGGGCCAUAACUAUGUCAUUCAUUGUGAGAUUUUAAAAUCAUUUGGCACAUUUGUUCACCAUCAUUGGACAGUGUGUCACGCAAAGAAUUACGUCAAUAUCUCCAAGGUCAAGGUCAUUCUUUGAGUUCAAAGGUCAAAAAUGGCCAUAAAUGAGCUUGUCCGGGCCAAAACUAUGUCGUUCAUUGUGAGAUUUUAAAAUCAUUUGGCACAUUUGUUCACCAUCAUUGGACGGUCUGUCAUGCGAAAGAAUUAUGUCGAUAUCUCCAAUGUCAAGGUCACACUUUGAGUUCAAAGGUCAAAAAUGGCCAUAAAUGAGCUUGUCUGGGCCAUAACUAUGUCGUUCAUUGUGAGAUUUUAAAAUCAUUAGGCACAUUUGUUCUCCAUCAUUGGACGGUGUGUCAUGCGAAAGAAUUACGUUGAUAUCUCCGAGGUCAAGGUCACACUUUGAGAAAAUAGAUUGAAUUUGACAAAAGGGGGGUAACUAGGAACAAUCAGUAACAAUGCACAUUUUGAAUUGUCUCCCUUUAUCAGGCUUUUUUUUUCAAAUUGAAAACCUGGUUUUGUGACAAUUUUGUCCCUAAAUUUGUUAAGAUCUGUGUUGGGAGAAUAAAGCGUGAACUAUUUAACAUUUUUAAGGAUGUCUUUUUAAAUAUUCCACCAUUUUUAAUGGGAUAAAGUGGAGAGCCCGCUCAUUCGUUAGAGUUUUCUAUAGGUAUCAUAAUUUUUUUUAAACAAAUAAGUAUUUUUUCAGGAAAGUGCAACCACGCGUUUGAACGGUUAGAAAAAUGUCAGAUCAGUGGGGACUUCAUAUUACAAAAGCGGGGUUGCACUUUACUGAAAAAAUACUUAUUUGUUUAAAAAGAUAAUGAUACCUAUAGAAAACUCUCAGGAAUUUAAAAAGACAUCCUUAAAAAUGUUAACAGGGUCGCGCUUCAUUCUCCCAACACAGAUCUUAAAAAGUCACGUGGUAUAGGCACCGUGAUAUUUUAAAUUGAUUUUCUGAUAGGUAUUUAACCUUUUUAUCCAUUUCUUAUGUACUCUUGUUAAGUAAGGCUUUAACAUGUGAAGUCCUUUAAAGCAAACUUUGCGACCACAACUAUUAUGUAAUGAUGUUAUUAUUUAACCAAUGAUUUCAUACAUAAUGAUAAUUUUUAAUUACACAUAAGAAACCGUAGUACAUGUAUGUAGAUGUUUUUAUGCCCCCGUUAGGGUGGCAUAUAGCAUUUGAACUGUCUGUCUGUCCGUCCGUCCGAAAACUUUAACAUUGGCUAUAACUUUUGCAAUAUUGAAGAUAGCAACUUAAUAUUUCGCAUGCAUGUGUAUCUCAUGGAGCUGCACAUUUUGGGUGGUGAAAGGUUAAGGUCAUCCUUCAAGGUCAAAGGUAAAAAAAAAUCAAAUCCAAGGGAAGUAACAAGCUUUAAAGGGAGAUAAGUUUUAUUUAUCAUUUGGCAGGUACUGAUCAUUAUUUACUAGGGAAGUAAUAAUUUUCAAAGGGAUAUAAUCAAAAAAUUAAAUCAAAGCGGCGCAGUAGGGGGAAUUGUGUUUCUGACAAACACAUCUCUUGUUUAUUAUUUUUUAACAAAUGGCCAUUGGUUACCUUUAAGUGUAUCGGAAACCAUUGUAUAUUUUUUUAAAUGUGCAACUUUUAUGAAGAAAGUUUUAUUGAAAAAGGACUGAUUGAAACAAGAAUGAUUUGUGUAUCAUCAUUAAAUUGUAUUUUAUAUAACAUACGUUUAACAAUUGUAUGCUUAUGUGAUUAGGUUCUUUAGAUUUCCUCUCAUUAUAAACAGGAGCCUCUUAAUCAUUGUAUGUUGAUACCUUGUUGUUUAGUUUCCUUUUCUUUUGAGUUUACUUCAGACACAUGUUUUGUUUUAAUUUUAAUGAAUUUGUUUCCCUUGUGUUUGAGUUGCCUUACAAGGCACACUAUAGAAGUUAGAAGGCACCACCCUACUUGUUUAUAAAGAGCCUUUUUCUUAAAAUAUUCACAAAAUUAAAUUAAAACUUAAUAAUGUGUACAAGGGCAUGUCCUGUUUGUGUUGUCAAUAAAACAUUUCAAUAUCGAGGAACGUCUUAUAAAUCUAUAGUUGAUACAAGAUAUUGAGGCAUAAUAGAUGAUUAUAAACAAAACGAGAUACAUUUUUACGCAAAGUGACUUGUUAGUGGGAAAGAACUUAUCACAUGAAAUUUACUUUGAAAAAUGUUGAACAAAUUCAAAAUUUCAAAAUUUGCUGACUUGUUAUUAGGCAGGAACUUGUCAUAUUAAACUAAGUUGGAAAAUGGUCAAAUUGUUUGCUUAUUGAAACCUUGUGAACAAGGCACUUGCCAGUCAUGCCAACUAAAGGUUCAUAUCACACAAACUGACAUGAAUUUAAUCUUUUAGCCUGUAUUUCCAAGUUUGCUAUAUAUCUCCUAUGCUGUUUUCAUGAAAAAUUGUUUAUGAAAUUGAGGACAAGGAAGCUUUUAAGCUUAAUGUCACCACUAAAAGGAUAUCAUAGCGAGAAAAACCUGUCUCUUGGACUGUAAUUUUGAUAAGAGUGUUACUUUUUAGCUCGACUAUUAUAUAUGAAAUAUAUAUAGUGGAGCUAUCCUACUCACCCCGGCGUCAGCGUUAGCGUUCCCGUUAGCAUUGAAAAGUUUGCGUACCACCUCAAAUAUUUCCUAUGUCCCUUGACAUAUUGCGUUUAUAUUUUGCAUACUUCUUGCCUAAUCUAUAAACAAGAGCAGACAACUGUAACAAGCAUUUUGUAAAAAUUAUGGCCCUUUUUGGCUCAACUUUUAUAUAUGAAAUAUAUAUAGUGGAGCUAUCCUACUCACCCCCACGUUGUCGUUCCCGUGAGCGUUUGAAUGUUAAAGUUUGCGUACCACCUCAAAUAUUUUGUAUGUCCCUUGACAUAUUGCUUUUAUAUUUUGCAUACUUCUUUAUUAACAUAACCCUAACCUAUAAACAAGAGCAGACAACUGUAUCAAGCAUUUUGUAAGAAAUAUGGCCCUUUUUUUCGCUUUAAAUCUAUGUUAAAGUUUCCGUACCACCUCGUAUAUUUUCUAUGUACCUUGUCAUAUUGCUUUUAUAUUUUGCAUUCUUCUUUACCAAAAUGACCACAAUCUAUAAACAAGAGCAGACAACUGUAUCAAGCAUUUUGUAGGAAUUAUGUUCCCUUUUUAUACUUAGAUAAUUGAAAAGUUGGUUACGUUUUGUGUUUAGGUUCAUUUUGUUCCUAAAGUAUCAAAUUAUUGCUUUCAUACUUCCAACACUUACUAACUAUCAUAAGAGGACUGUGCAGGUAAAGUUAUGUGACUCUGACUGGCAUUUUGACAGAAUUAUGGCCCCUUUUAUACUUACAAAAUUGAAAUUUUGGUUAAGUUUUGUGUUUUGGUCCAUUUUACUCCUAAAGAAUCAUAGCUAUUGCUUUCAGACUUGGAACACUCGCUAAAUAUCAUAAGGGGACUGUACAGGACAAGUUGCAUAACUGGUUGGCAUUUUGACGGAAUUAUGGCCCUUUUUUUACUUAGUAACUUUGAAUAUUUUGUUUAAUUUUGUGUUAAGAUCCACUUUACUUCUACAGUAUCAAGGCUAUUCCUUUCAAACUUCAAAUACUUUCUUAUUAUCAUGAGGGAACUGUACCUGGCAAGUUGAAUUUGACCUUGACAUUUGAAUGACCUUGAUUCUCAAGUAAAUUUUGGUUACAUUGCCAUAACUUCAUAUAGCAGUUGAACUGUCCGUCAGUCUGUGCGUCCGUCCGAAAACUUAAACAUUGGUCAAUAUUGAAGAUAGCAACUUGAUAUUUGGCAUGCAUGUGUAUCUCAUGUAGCUGCACAUUUUGAGUGGUGAAAAGUCAAUGUCAUCCUUCAAGGUCAAAGGUCAAAUUUUGCAAUAUUGUAGAUGGCAACUCGAUAUUUCACAUGCAUGCGUAUCUCAUGGAACUGCACAUUUUGUGUGGUGAAAGGUCAAAAGUCAAGGUCAUCCUUCAAGGACACAGGUCAAAUUUUGCAAUAUUGAAGAUAACAACUUGAUAUUUGGCAUGCAUGUGUAUUCAUGGAGCUGAACAUUUUGAGUGGUGAAAGGUCAAGGUUACCCUUCAAGGUCAAAGGUCAAAUUUUGCAAUAUUGAAGAUAGCAACUCCAUAUUUGGUAUGCAUGCGUAUCUCAUGGAGCUGCACAUUUUUAGUGGUGAAAGGUCAAGGUCAUUCUUCAAGGUCAAAGGUCAAAUACAUGGCUUCAAAGCGGGGCAGUAGGGUUUAUUGUGUUUCACGAACACAGCUUUUGUUUUUUCUUAUUGUUUAAAUAUCAUCUCCCCACACACACAAAUAGAUAAUAAAAAAAAAACAUGGUAAAAAACCACAAACUUUUAUUAUUUUAUUUUUGAAAGACCGUCCAACCAUCCCACCCAAGCUAUUGCUAUCAAACUUGAAAUAUAAUCUUAUUAGUUUGUUUUAUGUCUUUAAAAAUGUUCAAUAGAUUGUGGAAAAUAUACCUGAACUCAGAAUCAUCUAUAAUGUCCCACUUCUUUAAAACAUUAGCAAUCAUUAUGUUUCAAUUAUGGUCCUCUUCCAUUUAGAAUAUGACUAUAUUACCUUGACCUUAUUGAAUAUGAACAAUUUCCCCAUGAUAGCUUACCUAAUAUUUUCAAGCAUUCGAAAAGUCGAGCGUGCUGUCUUCUGACAGCUCUUGUUUUUCAUGGAAGAACAUAAUUAGUAUAUAGGUUUCAAAUGAUGUUUAAUACAUGUAUAGUUAUAAAGGCCUUUUAGAUUAAAUGCAGAGUGUAAGGACUAUAACGCUUUCUUCCCCCAAAACAGGUACUUAUAUUUGGGGGCAUUGAUCGCUUAUUGACAAGUCGCGUAGUGUUACAUUAGCAGACAUUGAAAAAUUCUAACUGUGUUAUACCAAAAUAUAUAUAUAUCCGUUCCGCAACAAAACAUGUAUAAAUGACACAAAUCACUGUUCAUAUUGAUAUAUUUUAUAAUUGUAUAUUUCUAUUUGAAUAGUUCAUGUAUAUGCCUAUUUUAAUGCAUCUUCCUUUUAAAGCACUCUGACAUCAAUAUGAUUUUAAAAGAAUAAAAAAAAUAUUUUGAAGGUGGCUCUUUCAUGAUUCUAUAAUUAAUGUUUUUAUGUAUGUAUAGGUGGUAAUCAUAUAUUAUGCAUGAUUAAAACACAGUUCAUGCCAUAUGUGUUUAGUGUUUUUUCAUGUUAGUUUGAAAGUCACUUACUUGGGUAAAACCAACUUAUAUCUUUUUAUGCCCCCCUUUGAAGAAGAGGGGGUAUAUUGUUUUGCUCAUGUCGGUCGGUCUGUCCGUCCGUCCGUCGGUCUGUCCACCAGAUGGUUUCUGGAUGAUAACUCAAGAGCGCUUAGGCCUAGGAUCAUGAAACUUCAUAGGUACAUUGAUCAUGACUGGCAGAUGACCCCUAUUGAUUUUCAGGUCACCAGGUCAAAGGUCAAGGUCACAGUGACUCGAAAUAGUAAAAUAGUUUCUGAAUGAUAACUCAAGAAUGCUUAGGCCUAGGAUCAUGAAACUUCAUAGGUACAUUGAUAAUGACUGGCAGAUGACCCCUAUUGAUUUUCAGGUCACUAGGUCAAAGGUCAAGGUCACAGUGACUCAUAACAGUAAAAUGGUUUCCGGAUGAUAACUCAAAAAUGCAUACGCAUAUGAUCAUGAAACUUCAUAGGAACAUUGAUCAUGACUGGCAGAUGACCCCUAUCGAUUUUCAGGUCACUAGGUCAAAGGUCAAGGUCACAGUGACUCGAAACAGUAAAAUAGUUUCAGGAUGAUAACUCGAGAAUUCUUACGCCUUGGAUCAUGAAACUUCAUAGGUACAUUGAUAAUGACUGGCAGAUGACUCCUAUUGAUUUUCAGGUCACUAGGUCAAAGGUCAAGGUCACAGUGACUUGAAAAAGUAAAAUGGUUUCGGGAUGAUAACUCAAGAAUGCUUACGCCUAGGAUCAUGAAACUUCAUAGGUACAUUGAUCAUGACUGGCAGAUGACCCCUAUCAAUUUUCAGGUCAAAGGUCAAGGUCACAGUGACAAAAAACGUAUUCACACAAUGGCUGCCACUACAACUGACAGCCCAUAUGGGGGGCAUGCAUGUUUUACAAACAGCCCUUGUUCUGUCAUGCUUUUAAAAUGGUAUGUUAACAAAUAAUACAAUUUAGAGGUGAUCAAGGCAAUCUAAUUUAUCUUAAUUUAUUGCAUGUAAAAAAACACACUAUUUAAAAGAAUAAUAAGUUGUUUCGGUAACUGUAUGCUGAAUGUAAUUGUAGUGUUAAAGUAUAAACAAUGUUAUUUGCAAAUGCACAUAAGGUUCUAAGGUUAUAAACAUGUAUGUUUUAUACUCAUAGUAAUGUACAAUUGUGUUAUAUGUAUAACCUAAGACUGAAUACAUAAUGGCAUAAAGUAAAAGGCUGUAUUUAACCUUGUUUUGUAACUAUUGUAUGCUGGUAUAGUUGUUGCAUAAACAUUAAGAAUAAAUAUAAUUCGGUAUUUUGUGUACUACUAAAAUAUUAUGUACUUGAGAUUCAAAUAGUAUUAUUUUUUGUUCUUUAAAAAUUAGUGUUAUAUUUUAUUUAUUACAACAACAUAAUAAAGCAGUUCCAUAUAUUGCCUGAUACACUGUUAACAUGUGAAAUAAAACAAGUUUUUGUUUAAAUACAAAAUGAAUCUUAUAAAGUUCAGCAAUAACUAGAUUAUAUUUCUGCAAACAAAGGCUUAACUAUAUUCAUGUAUGUUGUAUUAUCAUUUUAUUUAACACUAGAAACUUAGUUUAUGUGUAAUAAAAGUCUGUACUGUA
This is a messenger RNA of Dreissena polymorpha, 12413 nucleotides long. RefSeq lists its product as uncharacterized. The transcript has 3 exons. The record is from RefSeq and is a predicted model, not a curated record. NCBI's taxonomy places the organism in Eukaryota, Metazoa, Mollusca, Bivalvia, Myida, Dreissenidae. The coding region runs from base 1391 to 4618 and encodes 1075 amino acids.